Messenger RNA from Paramecium octaurelia, 1818 nucleotides. The record is from the annotation of a GenBank genome assembly. NCBI's taxonomy places the organism in Eukaryota, Ciliophora, Oligohymenophorea, Peniculida, Parameciidae.
AUGGGAAACUCCGAGAUCAAAAAAAAUACAGAAUAAUUGUAAAAGUAGAAAUGGAAAAAUGAUUUCUAUGAGGUUUUAGCUUCAUUAAUAGAUUUGGAUGAUUAAAUUUUGGCACUCAUAUUUGAAAUUUUAAAAAAAGAAAAAAUUGAAGACUCUUUGGAAUUCCUUUAAGAGUAGGCAAAUGAAAGGAGAAUUGAAAAAUAAAUAUCACAGAUAGAAAAUAAUUUACUUAUGAAAGAAACUAAGAAAGGAUAUGAAAACAAUAAUAUUAAGUAAAUAAUAAAUUUUCUUAAAAAAAUUAAGGAUCAUGAAUUUAAUAAAGAGAAUUACUCAUUAGAGGACUAUGAAGAAUUUAAAUAAGAUCUGAUCAAAAAGAUAUCUUUGGAUAAGAGGAUCACUGAAUUAUUAAUAUUUUUAGUUUGUCUUACAGCCAUAGAUGAAAAAUACAUUUAAAGUGGAUCAAAUUCUCUUCAUUUAUUAGUUGAAAUGAAAGUGGAUUUGAAGACACAAUCUUUGGAAAAUAUUAAAAUUAAAAAUACUUCAUUAAAAGGGGCUAAUUUUGACAGAUGUGACUUAAGUGGUUCUGAAUUUGACAAUGUCAUUAUUAGCGGAAUGAAUUUGAAUGGAGCCAAAUUAUUUAAUUGUAAAUGGAAAAAUUUAAGAAUAAAUGAGUUAUAGUAGCUAUGUUGUAAUUGUAGAGUUAAUUCAGUUUGCUUUUCUCCCGAUGGAAAGUCAUUAGCUUUUUGCUGUGCUGAUAAUUUCAUUCGUUUUUUGGAAACUAGAAAUGGAAAAAUAAAGUCUGUAAUCUAAGGAAAAAGCGAGGUAAAUUCUGUUUGCUUCUCACCUAAUUUUUCAACAUUAGCUUCUUGCAGUGGGAAUUUUGUCUGUUUAUGGAAUUUUAAAACAGGAAAAUAAAUGUCAAAAUUAAUUGGCCAUACUGAUAAGAUAAAGAAAGUCUGCUUCUCUCCUGAUAGUACAACGUUGGCCUCUGGUAGUUGGGAUAAUUCUAUCAGGUUAUGGGAUAUUAAGACAGGAUAAUAAAAAGCCUAAUUAGAUGGACAUGCUCAUUAUGUUAACACAGUCUGUUUCUCCCCUGAUGGUGCUACAUUAGCAUCUGGUAGUGUAGAUAACUCUGUCCGUUUAUGGGAUAUUAAGACAAGAUAAUAAAAAGCUUAAUUAGACGGUCAUAGUGAUUGGGUGAAUUCAGUCUGUUUCAGUCCGGAUGGAAUAGCAUUAGCAUCCGGUAGUGAUGAUAAGUCUAUUCGCUUAUGGGAUGUUAAGAGCGGAAUGCAAACAGCCUAAUUAGAUGGUCAUACUGGAGAAAUUUUAUCUGUCUGUUUCUCUCCUGAUGGUACUACAUUAGCAUCUGGUAGUUCAGAUAAUUCUAUUCGUUUAUGGAUUGCUAAGGCAGGACAAUAAAAAGCCAUACUAGGUGGUCAUACUAAUUUUAUUCAAUCAGUUUGUUUUUCUCCAGCUGGUACUACAUUAGUAUCUGGUAGCAAUGACAGCUUUAUCCGUUUAUGGGAUUUAGAAAUAGGACAAUAAAUCUUACUUUAAGAUAACCAUUAUAAAGAAUCUGCGGUAUAAUUUCAAACCCCUAGCCUUAAAAACUACACUCCUCCUGAAAGUGGUAUUUAUUUUUAUAAUUAUUUAGACUCUUCUCACAUUAAAAUCCUUCGAAUUUCCUAAAAUCACAAUUUAGAAGCCAAAGGAGCCUUAAUCUUGAAAGGAGAAUUUGUAAAUUAUUAAGGUGUUGACCUGAAAUAAUUAUUCAGAUCUAAAGGAAGUUGCAUUUUAGAAAGCUAAAUUGGAUUGUGA